Exophiala xenobiotica is the source of this 741-nucleotide messenger RNA. RefSeq lists its product as uncharacterized. Bases 1 to 741 code for a protein of 246 amino acids. The transcript has 3 exons. The record is from RefSeq and is a predicted model, not a curated record. Lineage: Eukaryota; Fungi; Ascomycota; Eurotiomycetes; Chaetothyriales; Herpotrichiellaceae.
AUGGCCACGGCUGAACUUGACUCGAUUCUCGCAAGAUAUACCGACCCAGCAACGGGGAGCGUACAAGGCGCUACGUUUGUAGCCGUUGAUAGUAAAGGCCAUACUAUCUACUGUUCAUCAUCAGGCAGUCGAACAGCGGACAGAUCUCAACCCCUCACGCCAGACACAUUCACAUGGAUCGCCAGUCAAAGCAAGCUGGCCACCGCGGUUGCUGCUAUGCAAGUCGUCGAGAAAGGACUGAUCGGUCUCGACGACGACGCCCGCGAUGUCCUGCCAACAUUGAGGGACUUGAAAGUCCUGGUUGGGUUUGAGGGAGAUGAUGGUACUGAGGGCAGCGCUGAGAACGUUAGUUUCGACGCCGUUGCAAAGGGAGAGACCGGCAGUACAUUCGGGACAGGUCCUGCAGGUAUCCCUAUCUUUGAAGACGUGAAAGGGCCGAUUACGCUACGUGCGGCGGCGCUGCGGACAUUCUUGACCAACCCGGGCGGUAUGAGCCCGUUAUGGACGGUGCCUGACCGGAACCUGAUGCCGGUGGGCAUGUCUCUAGCCGGUACGGUGAAUUCACAGAAUGUGCCGGGCAAGAGAAGAAGAGGUAGCGUCAAUUGGGGCGGUUUGCCAAACCUGGCGUCGUGGAUUGAUCGUGAAGCAGGCCUGGCGGCGAUGGAUCCGGAGUGUUUGAGGUUGUUGACGGAGUUGGAGGAGGCGGUUUAUAAGCUUUUGGACGAGAAGGAGACGACCUGA